This is a messenger RNA of Nematolebias whitei (Rio pearlfish), 1152 nucleotides long. It is a transcript of the gene pdgfc, whose product is annotated as platelet derived growth factor c. Gene Ontology annotation, molecular function: platelet-derived growth factor receptor binding; growth factor activity. Lineage: Eukaryota; Metazoa; Chordata; Actinopteri; Cyprinodontiformes; Rivulidae. The transcript is spliced from 6 exons. Gene Ontology annotation, cellular component: membrane. Gene Ontology annotation, biological process: positive regulation of cell population proliferation; positive regulation of MAP kinase activity; positive regulation of ERK1 and ERK2 cascade. The record is from RefSeq and is a predicted model, not a curated record. The coding region runs from base 127 to 1152 and encodes 341 amino acids.
AUUUUACUCAGUGCUUAUCUUUCCCAAAUGCGUCCAAACCAGCACGUGUGUCCAGUUCACGCGUGUUUGUGCUGAUGCGAGUCAUUGUGUGUGUGCAGCUGCGCUUUGGAACCACCACCCAUCCAAAUGAUCCUUCCAUUCAUAUUCCUCCUUGCAUCGCUUCUCCAACAUUAUGGCGCAGAAGCAGAAUCGAGUCAUGUCAGCAAGUUUCACCUUCCAAGUGUAAAAGAGCAAAACGGAGUGCAAGAUUCCAGUCAAGAAAAAGUCUUAACAGUGUCUGGAGAAGGAAUGAUCCACAGCCCAGACUUCCCACACACGUAUCCGAGGAACGUUGUGUUGGUGUGGAGACUCGUGGCAGCCGGCAACAUGAGGAUCCAGCUGAGGUUUGAUGACAGGUUUGGUCUGGAGGACCCUGAAGAUGGAAUCUGCAAGUAUGACUUUGUAGAAAUCGAAGAUCCGGCUGAGAAGACGCUCCUGGGUCGCUGGUGUGGGUCACAAUCAGCACCAGCGACCCACAGAUCUGAAGGAAGUCAGAUCAUCGUCCGCUUCAUUUCCGAUGAGUAUUUCCCCUCAGAACCAGGAUUCUGCGUCCACUACUCCAUUCUGCCUGUGAGUAAAUCCGAGGCAGACGUCCCUGCAGUCCUCCCACCGUCCCUGCAGGGUGUUGAGGAGUUGUCAGAAGCUGUGGCAGAGCUGAGCACCGUGGAGGAGGUCAUGAAGUACCUGGAACCAGAGCGAUGGCAGCUGGAUGUAGACGAGUUGUUUAAGCCGUCAUGGCAUGUGCUGGGGAAAUCCUUCAUCCACAAUAAGAAAGCAAGAGGUGCUGAUCUCAAUCUGCUGAGGGAAGACGUUCGACGGUACAGCUGCACACCUCGCAACUUCUCUGUAUCUUUACGAGAAGAGCUGCAGAGGACAGAUGUAAUCUUCUGGCCCAGCUGCCUCCUGGUGAAGCGGUGCGGUGGGAAUUGUGCCUGCUGUUCCCAUCACUGCCACGACUGCCAGUGUGUUCCUGCCAGGCUUACAAAAAAAUACCAUGAGGUUCUACUGUUGAAACAUCGGAGCGGUGGGAGAGGCCUGCUGAAGUCCAUGACUGACGUGCCCUUGGAGCACCAUGAAGAGUGUUCCUGCGAGUGUAAAGAUGACCAGGACUGA